AUGCUCCAUCCGGCUACUCCUUUUAUUACUGAACAUAUCUAUCAAGGGUUAACCCAAAAAAAGGUAUUAGAGUCCAAAAUUGAGGUUAUUAAAGUAGAGGAUAAAAAUAAAGAACUCUGGCCAAUUGAUUGCCUGCUACUUUUAAUAAGUAAAAUUCGUAAUUUUCAGCAAAAAAAACCAUUAGUAAAAAGUAAAGUUUCUAUUUUAAAAAAACCAAAAAAAGCAUUAGAAAAACAAUUAAAAUUGUAUGAAGUAGAAUGCCAAAGAAGCCAGCAAUUAUUAGCCAACUGUAAUUUUCUCCAAAAAGCACCUCCUCCAUUGAUAGCAGAGGAAAAAAGGAAACUUAUUUACUACCAAACCCAAAAACAAAAAUUACAAACUGAAUUAGAAAAGUCUGAUAAACCUUAUUAUCAAUUAACUAAUUUUUAUGCUAGUCCAAUAGAAUGCGAAUUACCAAUUGAAGUCAUUGACAGCGGUCGACGUUAUAUGCCUUUGGAUGAAAAAGGAAAUUUAUCCACUAGUCAUAAACAUUUUUACAAUGCCGAACCUGGUUUGGGAACGAUGGUCGAAAUUCUAGACAGUAUUAAUCCACUGGCAAUGGGAAUAAAUACAAUUAGGGAAGUUCCUAAUCCCGGAGAAGUCCGUAAUUUUGUCAAUGAGCAUUUUAAACCAGGACAUGGUUUAAGAGGAGAUUGGUUUUUUGAAGGAAAUGGAAUGAAUCCAGUUGUUCCAAUGCGAUUAAGAGCCAUGCAUUUUGCGGUGCGGGAAAAUGUUGAUGGCAAAGAAGCGGAGUCGCCGGAGCCAAAUUCAACUAACCAAAAGGAUACUGAACAUGAAGCCAAAAAAACCCUCAUUGAAAACAAUAUCUCAGAAAUCAAAAACAAAUUAUCCAGUGCUAACAUUAGCACCAAACAAGUAAUCCAAAUCUUAGAAAAUCAAGGAACUAACGAACCAAAUACACCACCCCCUCCACCCGCACCUACUAACUCUCUGGAACCACCCGUACCCACUUCUGAACAAAUCAAUCAGACCGAAGAAAAAUUAGACCAAGCCCAAGCAAAUAAUGUUAAUGAAGAAGAAUUAAUUAGAAUUAUCAAACAAACCUCCGAGACCGUUAAACACAGUGGAGAUGAAAACUUAAAAAAGAAAAAAGAGGAAGUUGAAAAAAAGUUAAGUAAAGAUAAAUUAAGAGAACUCAUUCGGGAGGAAAUUCACCAAGAGUUAGUUGAAAACAGAUUAAAACCCGAGGAACUAUCUCCAACUGUUAAACAAAAACUCGACGAAUUGAAUAAUGAUAAUAGUCAAGUCAUUCGAACUGAAAUCUUCAAUGAGGUUGGUAAACAAGUUCUCUCCAAAUUAAUUACUGCACUUCAAUCCGCCUUAAAACUCUCUAAAAAAAAGGAACUACAAAAUAAAGUUAAAGAAUUACAACAAUUCAUUAACAGCAAAAUUGAUUACAAACAAAAUGCUUAUAAAAAAGAAAAGAAUAAAGUUGAUCAGUUAUUAGUCCAAGCCCGUAACCAGUCCGAUCAAAACCAAACCCCAUGGUUCGUACUCGCCGAAAAAAGCAAAGAUAAUUUUAUCAAUAAUUUAUCCACAAAAAAGUAA
Messenger RNA from Funneliformis geosporum, 1608 nucleotides. The record is from the annotation of a GenBank genome assembly. Lineage: Eukaryota; Fungi; Glomeromycota; Glomeromycetes; Glomerales; Glomeraceae.